This is a messenger RNA of Phyllopteryx taeniolatus (common seadragon), 9186 nucleotides long. RefSeq names its product ras/Rap GTPase-activating protein SynGAP-like. The transcript is spliced from 19 exons. Gene Ontology annotation, biological process: regulation of GTPase activity. The record is from RefSeq and is a predicted model, not a curated record. The coding region runs from base 960 to 4721 and encodes 1253 amino acids. NCBI's taxonomy places the organism in Eukaryota, Metazoa, Chordata, Actinopteri, Syngnathiformes, Syngnathidae.
AUGUCAACAUCACCAUUUCUCUGGCACAAAUAUAAAGCAAAAAGCAGCGAUAAGUGAUUUUCGCAUGAGUGUGGGAGAUUAAAUUUACUCGGGUUGUAAUUUGAGCCGUAUCGCACACUUCCAAUCUCAUUCCAAUUAAACGGCGCGGUGGGGUUCCUACAGCGGGAGGAGAGCGCUCGCAGGGCAGCCUCGAUCGCCUUUGGUGGGCGGUGCGUCCUCACCCCCUUUCCCCCCUCUUCUCCGUCUAGCUCACGCGCUAUCUCCGCCCUCCGGGGAGAGGCGCAUCCGUUGAGCGAGCGCCUCUUCUGUCUUCCUCUUGCCGCCGUCUUUAAUCGCAAUCGGACUGCGGUAAAGGGACGCCGGUUCAGUGCAGGACUCUACUGGACCACAUUGUGGAUGUUUUGGUUGAGAACGGAGGCGGAACUGAACCGAGAAGAAAGAAAAAAAAAAAAACCAAAAAACUGCAGCACAAAUGUGGAUGUUUACCUUUUUUGGAUGGGUGCGCGAACCGUAGCUGUGGGGUGGAAAAGUGUUAUUAAUGCUGAGCGGGAGUUCCGAUUGAUUCCAGGUGCCCGUGAACGCAUCAUGACCACAGCCACCCGGCUCCAAAGAGAGAGUGCAACAUCCCAGCUGCCGCUGGUGGUCCUCAUUAGACUUGGAGGAGGAGAGGUAGAAGAAGAGAGGUGAUGAUGAUGAUGACGAUGCUGCUUCAGUAAUCUGACUCACACACGCACACACAUAUACAUUUCUUCGUAAAAACACCUGACCGAGGCCUACACGCGCACACUUGCAGGGGAUGAGUGAGGGGUCACUCCAGGGGGACGCUCAGGUGUGAUUCUCAGCCCCGCCGCCGUCGCCGUGGCAACCUGACAACCGGCCCAGUGGGUCCGCAGCCUCGGUUGUGACUGAGCUGUCCAGGUUUCAUCACCAGGAAGCAACCCCCCAUCAUUUUUGGCUGCAUGGACGCGUCGUCAAAGUCGUGGCUGCCGCAUCAGGGUCAGUUUGGGUUGGGUGGUCAAGUGGAAGUGUGCUGUGCCGGACCCGGCGUUUUAACCCCAAACCAAUCACGCAGGGCGAGUUUUGCCUCUGUGCGACAGUCAAGCAUGGAAACGCCUCCCAACGCCACCCCGCAGUCCUUCAGGCAGCCGAGUUUCCUUAAUCGAAGGCUGAAGGGCUCCAUCAAGAGGGCCAAAAGUCAGCCCAAACUGGACCGGACCAGUAGCUUCCGACAAAUGAUUCUGCCUCGGUUUCGUAGCGCCGAUCAAGAGAGGACACGCCUGAUGCAGAAUUUCAAAGAAUCCCACUCCCACGAGUCGCUGCUUUCUCCCAGCAGCGCUGCCGAGGCUUUGGACUUGGUGCUGGAUGAAGACGCCGUCAUAAAACCGGUCCACUCCAGCAUUUUAGGACAAGAGUAUUGCUUUGAGGUGACCACGAAUUCAGGGACAAAAUGUUUUGCCUGCCGUUCCGCUUCAGAGAGAGACAAGUGGAUUGAAAACCUGCAAAGAGCUAUCAAACCCAACAAGGACAACAGCAGGCGUGUGGACAAUGUGCUCAAGUUAUGGAUCAUUGAAGCUCGGGACCUGCCGACGAAAAAGCGCUACUACUGUGAGCUGUGUCUGGAUGACAUGCUGUACGCCCGCACCACCAGCAAACCUCGCACAGACACAGUCUUCUGGGGCGAGCAUUUCGAGUUCAACAACCUGCCCACCAUUCGUAGCCUUCGCUUGCACCUCUACAAGGAGACGGACAAAAAGAGACGCAAGGAGAAAAGCACAUACCUCGGCCUUGUCAGCAUCCCCAUCUCCAGCAUCACGGGCCGUCAGUUUGUGGAGCAGUGGUACCCCGUUAUCCAGUCCAGCGUUUUGGCCAAGAGCGGCGGCGUCGGGAGCGGCAAAGUCAUCAACGCCUCACUUCGCGUCAAAUCCCGCUACCAGACCAUGAACAUCCUCCCCAUGGAGCUGUACAAGGAGUUCGCCGAGUACAUCACCAACAACUACCGAACACUGUGCGCAGUUCUGGAGCCGCUGUUGAGCGUAAAGAGCAAAGAAGAAGUGGCGUUCGCCCUGGUGCACAUCCUCCAAAGCACUGGAAAAACUAAGGAGUUCCUGUCUGACAUGGCAAUGUGCGAGGUGGAUCGAUUCAUGGAGCGCGAGCACAUGAUCUUCCGGGAGAACACACUUGCAACGAAGGCUGUGGAGGAGUACCUCAAGUUGAUUGGUCACCGAUACCUCAAGGAGGGGAUCGGUGACUUUAUCCGAGCCUUGUAUGAAUCUGAGGAGAACUGCGAAGUGGACCCCAUGCGAGUCCCGCCCUCGGUGCUGGCUGACCACCAAGCCAACCUUCGCAUGUGCUGCGAGCUCUUACUCUGCAAGAUCAUCAACUCCCUCUGCAUAUUCCCCCGCGAGCUUAAGGAGGUCUUUGCCUCAUGGCGGGCCCGGUGCGCCGAGCGCGGCAGGGAGGACCUGGCUGACAGCCUCAUCAGCUCCUCGCUGUUCCUCCGCUUCAUGUGCCCGGCCAUCAUGUCGCCCUCGCUCUUCAACCUAACGCAGGAGUACCCGGCAGAGCGCACCUCGCGGACCCUCACGCUCAUCGCCAAAGUCAUGCAGAACCUGGCCAGCUUCAACAAGUUUGGGCCGAAGGAGGAAUACAUGUACUUCAUGAACGAGUUCCUGGAGAUGGAGUGGGGCUCCAUGCAGCAGUUCCUCUAUGAAAUCUCCAACAUGGACGCCGGAGGGAACGCCGGAGGCUUCGAGGGCUACAUCGACCUCGGCAGGGAGCUGUCCAUGCUACACAGCCUGCUGUGGGAGGUCAUGGGCCAACUCAGCAAGGACGCCAUUCUUAAACUGGGUCCAUUGCCUCGGCUGUUGAAUGACAUCAGCGUGGCCCUGCGGAAUCCUCAGCUGCACGCCACCACCAACCACCAGCCCGAACGGCCCAAGGACAGACUCUUUUCUCGGCCCACGUUCAAUCGUCUCAUGUCCUCCGACUUCCAGAGCCUGAUGAUGCGUGACUUAAACAGUUCCAUAGACAUCUCCCGCCUGCCUUCGCCCCCCACCGGCGUGUCGGCCGUCGAGUCCCUCUCGUCCAACCUAAACAUGAGGCGUCAGGCCGAACGAGACCUGCGCUCGUCGCGGGAGGUGUUCUACGUCACCCGGCCGCCGCUAGCCCGCUCCAGCCCGGCGUACUGCACCAGCAGCUCUGACAUCACAGAACCCGACCCCAAGGUUCACAGCGUGAAUAAAAGCGUGUCCAUGAUGGACCUCCAAGAUUCACGCAUGAACAGCAUCUCCAACCUGAACUCUGUGGGGGACAUGCUCACCUCCUCUCAGGCUUCCAUCGCCGGCCUGGGCCACAGUUUCGGAAACCUUGGCGGCCCCCUCCGCAUGGGCGGCCACUUGCCCAGCGGCUUGGCGGGCUCCGGCCUGAGGCUGAGCCAAAUGGGCCACAUCGGCGGCCCCACUGAGUCCAUCUCCCAGCAGCAGCAGCAGGCAGCAGCGGCCAUGCACUACCCGCUGUCCUUCCAGAACCCUCUCUUCCACCUUGCGGCGCAGAACUCGCCGGCCCAGCCUCCGCCGCCGCCCCUCCUGCUGGCCCCGGAGCCAGAGAACGGUCACCACGCCUACGCGCCGGCGUUCGGCAAUAACGCGUUCUCCCGCAGCGAGGACCUGUCGGCGCUCCGGUCACAGAACAGCCUGGUGCAGCCCAGCAUCGUCCACUCGCACAGCUACAGUGACGACUUUACCCGGCAAAACCAAAACAAUGACUUUGUUUGGCACCAGCUCUCACUGCAGGUGCAGGAGUCCCUCCAACAACAGCACAUGAUGGGCGUCGCUUCUCAGACGGCCACCGGAACCGGCACGCCCGCCUCCUUGGCCACGCCCCCUACGACCGUCCACCCCGUGCGCCAGUCCUCCAUCGCCCCCCAGCUCCUUAAGUCCCAGCGCUCCGUCAACACCCCGGCCACGGCCACUCCGCCCAAGGCCCGACCCCAGAGCAGGAACCUCCUCCUGGAGUCUACCGACGCAAACUUCGUUCAGGCCAAACAGCGGCAAACUCAGCCACCCCCACAACAACAACCGCAGCCAACACAAACGCAGCAGCAGGAAGCUGUGACGGACAGCCCGGCUCCCGGGCUGCCAUUCCAGACGGGCUCCGCCAAAGAAAACCAGAACCCAUCCUCCGUCGCCGCCACAGCCGAGGACUCGACGGACACGCCAACCAAAAGCGGCAAAAAAACGCAACAGCUGCAGCCUCCGCAGCAACAUCUCCUCAAGCCGCUCGGCAACAAGCAGGGUUCCCAGUCCAACUUGAACGAGCGCACCGUGGCCUGGGUGUCCAACAUGCCGCAUCUCUCCGCUGACAUAGAGAGCCUGCGGCCUGACCGCGAGGGCCAGUUGAAGGAGUACUCCAAGAGCAUGGACGAAUCCCGCCUGGAGAGGGUGAGGGAGUACGAGGAGGAGAUCUACUCACUAAAGGAGCGCCUGAAGAUGUCCCAUCGCAAGCUGGAGGAAUACGAGCAGAGGCUGGUGUCACAGGAGCAGCAGACCAGCAAGAUACUGCAGCAGUACCAGUGCCGCCUGGAGGACAGCGAGCGGCGUCUCAAGCAGCAGCAAGUCGAGAAGGACUCACAAAUCAAAGGCAUCAUCAACAGUCUAUCAGCCAGGGCUACGGGGGCCUCCCAGGAUCCUGACUGCCACUACGAAAGCGACCAGGAUCCGUGAUGGUCAUCCAAGUGUGAGCGCAAAACCGCCCCUCUCCACUUGAAAAUCUGCUUGCCAGUCAAGUAGGACCACACACACCCAGGCUCCUUGUCGCUACCAAAACUUUUCAAAGAACUUUUGACAAUCACUUCACAGCGGAGACCAGUUUGUACAAAGAAUCAGACUUGAGCCAACAUUCCGAGUUUCUUGAGCUAAACCUACGUGGGAGAUGAAGAUUUGAGGGAUUUUUCCUGUUUACAAAGCAGCAUUUGAAAUUCUAGAGGGAGAAAAAAGCAGGAAUAGGUGGGGAGUAAACUACUCACAAAAAUGUGUUGGUUUUCGGGUGUAAUUUUAGGAUUUCAGGAUGAACCUAAAGUUUUGAAUGUCCAACCGUUCAAUGUUUCUGUACUUUUUGUGCAACUUGCUGUUCUCUAACAAGGAGUUGUUCUCAGAGGGAAGUGAGCACGAAGCUUAAGCGUGUCAGUGUCAUCAGCAGGUUGCAACAGAGAUGCAGAACGACUGGAAGUCUCACAGAAAGGCAUAAAAGUCGACAUCCUGGGAAACUUACAUGCAUGGAUCAAACACCUGCUGUGCAUUUUGUCUUUCAGCUCCUUGCAAAAAAGUACUGAAACAUUGAACACAUGGACAUGUGCAUUCACAAGUUUAGAGGAGGUAAAUUAAAGUCUACCUGUAAAGGUUAAAGUGCAUUUUAGGUUCAUCCUGAAAUUUCACCUGAAAUUCCAAUACCCCUUACUUUUUGUGGGUAGUGUAUGAUCAUUGGUGGUUUGGAUUUUGUUUUACAUCCUUUUAUUGAACAUCAUCUAUUGCUAGCCUUUCACUUUUUCUGUUGAGCUGGAAUGAUGGCAAGCCACUUAAACACAGAACCUCACGAUCAAAUAAUUAAGCGAGACUUGUCGGACUGCGAUUAUGUGUAUCAUUCAUUCUUUCCAUUUUCAAUUGACUUGUGGGUUGUCUUUGCAUUUUAUAAUUUUUAAUUUACAGUAAUUCUAAAAUUAAAAUAUAAAGAAUCUGGUAAUAUUUUGUUUUUUGUUUUUAAUUUAAUUGUUUUUAAUCACUUUAAAAAAUAGUUUGAUUGCUAAUUGAAAGAGAGAAUGAUACACUGAUUAGCACGUAAAAUUUCCAUUCUGGCUCCGUUGCAGCUCUGAUACCACCUCAGAAGGUGGAAAAUUGCGGGGUGGACUUCUCCCCGUCACCACUACGUGUCGGUGCUGUUUAUACUGAACAAUAAAAAAGGAGGAGAAAUGCCAGCUAUUGCAGGCUGUGUGUCUAAUAUCCCAAAACGCCAAAGGACAUAGAAUACAUGUAAAUAUUACAAAUAUAUAAACCUGACCUGAAGGAUACGGUAAAUUAUUAGUUCAGAAUAGCACUUAACAACUGUAGGUUGUGCAAAUAUUAUAUAUUUUUUAAUUAAAUAAUAUACCUGGAUGGCAGUCCUGCCUUUUAAGUGACUUUUAGUGUAGUAUUUCCUCAUACGCCGUGCCCCAAUUACGGUAUUGUGUCAACCACUUAAGAAAAUAAACACCUCUCCUCAAAUUAUCCAUCUAUCUAUCCAUCCAUCGUCUGUUCCGCUUACAAAAAAAAAAUGUUUUGUCAGUUUAAUUAUUUCAGUUGUUCACACACAUCUACAGAGCCCUUUUGAAGUCUAUUGCUAACCAAAACAGCAGCACAUACUAAACAGACUCUCAGUGUUCCUACAUCACCCGCAUGUUCGAAAUGAGUGCGAAAGAUGAUCUUGCGUCCUUAGCAAUCCAGUAUUCGCUCCAAAAUUAACAUUAAAACAGACUUUACAACAUAAGUCUGUUUUAAUGUUAAUUUUUCCAUAAUAGUCAUUUUUGUUUUCUUUUAAAUGCCACCUUUCACACUUGACUUGAAUUGCAAUAUACUGCUGACAAUGUUUGACAUGACCAAAAAAUGCAAUUGCACAAAUAAUGGCCUCCCCCCAAUUCAGGGUACGUUCAGGUUUAGAUUUAUUUAUACACAAAUAUAAAUAAUAAAAUUGGUAUUUAUCAUUAAAAAAAUUUUUUACAUACUUUACACACACAUUUUAACUUUUUUUCUUUUAAUUUUUUUUACAUAAAUCAAUGUGCCCCGUGAGCACUAAGGUUUGCCCACCCCCUGCUGUAGACUAUUAACUUUAUUUCUUUAUUUUUUGCAAAACAUUGCCACAUGGGUUUGAAAAGUGCUCUGUAAAAUCUAUUAUAUAGCAAGCUGUCAGUUCACUGACUCAUCUGUUUGUGAGGCAUCGAUGUGCAUGCGCUUUUUAAAACGCGAGGCUGAGUAAGCUACAUAUUAUUAAUAUUAUGAUGAUGUACAAUUGCAAAAGGACAUUUUCUCACAUUUCCUGACUUUUCGGCAUUAUACACCGUGAAAGUGGGAACGGUGGAGCCAACUAAAUGGAUGCAGGGUAACAGGAAAUACAGCAACAACGCCAAUUGGAGAACAGGUGUAACAUUUGUAUAUUUAAGCGUCUCUUUUGUAGUCGGGUAAUUAAUUAAUACUGUGUUGUACCUAUGAGUCAUUUCUAUUACAAAGUUCCUGAAUUGCUCUUUUAACCUCUUGCCUUUAAAAAUGUUUUCUUUUGAGAUGAAUAGCAACUAUACAAAGGUUUUUAUGUUUGUUACCAGAAAGGUAUAACAUUAGUGUUAAAAUGCACAGAUAAUACUACUAUAAAGACAUUUUUUGAAUUACUUAGUUCGAUGUAGGCCUGGCUCCUAAACUGCCAAGUGUAUUAUAUAUUCUUAUAUGUAUUCUAAUAAUCAAAGGCCGUCAGGGCAUGGACUUGUUGUAAAGAGAUUCUCUACUGUACAUUAUUAUGAUUGUUAUGAUGAACUCUUCAGUCUAUAGAUAUAUACUCCACAGAGAGUGCAAUGAAGGCACCAGGCCAGAGUCAAGAUAUUCAUACAAUAAUGGUUUUCUUUUGAAAUACAGGUAUGUGUUUAUUUAUUUUGUUAUUUGGCCUGCAUUAUGGUUUUAAUGUUUUCAUAAUCUCAUGAAAAAAAAAAAAAUCCUAUUGAGAGAAGAAAAAUAAGACGGUGAAUUAUUGGACCUGAAGAACUUUUUUCACAAAUAAAUUUUUUACAAAAUACUAAUUUAAUUUUAAAAUAUUUUUUAUUAACGUUUUACUUUUAUUUAAAUAUUUAAGUUGUAAUUUUAACUUUUUAAAUUUUACUUUUAUUCAGUUUUUUAAAAUUUAGUUUUGGUUUUUAAAUUUUACUUUGAUUUAUUUUACUUGUAGUUUUAUUUUUUAAUGUACUUUUUUUUUUUUUUACAUUUCAGGUUUAUUCAUAUUUUUUCAUUUGACUUUUUUUAUUUCUUCUUUUGAACUUGUACUACGUCAAGUCACGUUUGUUUGCAUGACAAAACAGGAUACAUGUUUUUUUAAAUCGUCUCUCACAUAUUUAAUAAUGUAUGAGUUAUGAUUUAAAGUAGUUUUGUGUGUAUCCCAAUGCAUUUUGGUAUGGAAGCCGUUUGAACAUUUAUUUACUUUAGCUUUGAUUUCCAGUUUAAGGUCCAUGUACUAGUACGCUCGUUUUCCUCACUAGUAAAACAAUUCAGCGCACUAGCAGAACAACUGUCUUUCAACAACAACAACAAAAAAGCUGCAAUACAAGCUACCCAUUAUUUUCUUGCUCCUGUUUUCCUUUUUGGUAUUCUAGUGAAGUGCCAUUACCAUGAUUAGCAUAAUUGCGUGUUUACAAGUUUUUGGUCAGGCUCUCAGGUGUUUUACUCAGAACACAAGAGAUAAACUUUAAUUUCUCGUGAAGUAUAUAUUGGAAGGUAAAAUCUUAUAUGAAUGAUUAAAUUAGCAUUUUGUGUUUUAGUAUGUUGAAUAUUAUAUGAAAGAAUAAUAGGUUAUUUUGGUUGAACAUGACAAAUUAUCUGGAAUACAAAUACAAAAAAAUAUUUAUGAGCCUUUUGGGCAACUCACCUCAUCAAUGACAUGAAAUAUCUUGUAUAUUUUGAAUGAUAAUCAACAAGUGCGACAUAUUUAUAUAUCUCAAAAAAUGGAUGUAUAGAGUAUUUAUUUCUCGGCAGCUAUUUAUUCUGCACAAUUGACUUACUGUGCCACAAAUGAUCUAAAUCAUUGAUUUAUUUGUGGGGGGAAUGUAACAUGUUCACUGACUUGACAUUUGCUUUGAAACAAGCCAUGCCCCCAUUGAUAAAAGCCAUAUCCUCACCCUGAUGUUGUAUGGUGGAUGUUCGAUGUAGGAACAUGUAUUUAUUUUUAUUUUAUUAAAGUUAAUAACGGUAAUUAUGGUAGGUACGAUUGCGCUUGUAAUUAUGAUAAUCGCUGUAUGUGGAUUGAUAUAAUUUGUUAUAAUGUCUGAAACCUAAAGGAAUGUAUUCAUUUUUCAAGGUGAUUUUUUUUUCCGCCCCCUGAGUGAUUUAAAUAAAGUAAUUCAUUGAAAGAUGUAAAGAUUUGUUUGGCACUUUCCUGUUACCUCUUUAGGCAUCGUCAAAAGGU